AUGGAUUACUAUUACAAAGGUGAAGUUCUAGAGAACAUGAAUGGAUUAGAUUUAUUAUGCAAUAAUCUAACAGAUACCAUCCCUUUUCAAAUUGGAGACCAAAAACAAAUCAGAGCAUUGAAUCUAUCACAUAAUUACUUGUCGGGUCAUAUUCCAAAUACUUUAUCAAAUCUUACCCAAAUAGAGAGCCUUGACUUAUCAUACAAUAACUUGAGUGGUAAGAUACCUUAUGAAUUAACCCGGUUGAACUCUUUAUCAAUCUUCAAUGUGUCAUACAACAACCUUUCUGGAACACCACCUAGUACAGGACAGUUUGCAACCUUUGAUGAAGAAAGCUACAGAGGUAAUCCGGUCUUCAAUCACUACAACAAAACUGCUUUUUAG
Molecule: messenger RNA, 384 nt
Organism: Trifolium pratense (red clover)
Lineage: Eukaryota; Viridiplantae; Streptophyta; Magnoliopsida; Fabales; Fabaceae
Product: receptor-like protein 56
Exons: 1
Coding region: 1-384 (127 amino acids)
Molecular function (GO): protein binding
Source: RefSeq, a predicted model, not a curated record